GCAUGGCUUGUCUAGUGCGCCGGUGUUAGGCAGAGAAAAGUGCAUCGCGGAGCAAUUGGAAGAGAUGUGGUAAGAAUUGUCAUCAUCAACGCCAUCUUUGUUACAAACCUCAUCCUCAUUGUUCAUUCUCUGUCACCUCCUGCUGUGUUUCGGGCCACCCGGCUGCUAGUUUCUUACUGAGAUUGAAGUGAUUGAGCCAUUUGUGUCUUUCACUUCACUUGAUCUGAAAAGACACGAGAAAUGUCAUGCUUCAAUCCCAAUGUAGUUUCUGCCAAAGUGCAUGUAAGCCGACUGCGGCCGCUAAGCGGCUCAAACUGGUCAAAUGACUGUGUGACAUGCUUCGCGGGAGUGUUUGCCUGGUGCUUGGAGCCCUCACGUUCCUCCGGGUAGAGGGCACUGCGCAGGGCGCACUCAAGCUGGAUAACUACACCUUCAGCAAGGUGACCAACCUCCCUGGUUGGAGCUUUCUAGUUAAGUUUGACCAGUCCUAUGCUUAUGGGGAGAAAGAGGAUGAAUUCAAGCUCCUUUGCAAACAUGCUCACCAAGUGCCGAAUUUCAUGAUCGCCGAGGUUCCAGUGCAGGAGUAUGGUGACAAAGAGAACGACGAUCUCCGCGGCCAGUUUAAGCUGACCAAAGAAGACUUUCCAGCUUACUUCCUCAUCAAUGAGGCAUAUCCAUCUGGAAACCGCUAUUCAGGGGCAAUCAAAGCCGAUUUGUUGGUGAAUUGGCUUCGAAGGCAAGAGAUUAAAGUUCCAUCUCUUGGAACGAUCAACGAGUUGGAUGUUUUGGCAGCGAAGUUCAUGAAGGACGGAUUUUCCGAUGAAGCACUGGCAGAAGCCAAAAGCGUCGCAGAUCAGCUGUCAGAUAAGAAGGCUGGCAUCUACAUCAAAAUCAUGCAGAAGAUAAGGGAAAAGGGAGAGGGCUACGUGGCUGCAGAGCUUGCGCGUGUUGCCAAGAUCUCUGUCUCCCUGGCCUCUGAAAAGAAGGCCGAAUUAGAGGAAAAACUGAAGAUUUUGGGCAUCUUCCACGAGGCAAACACCAAGGAGGAACUUUGAGAUUCAGACGGUGGAGGAAGCCAUGAGAGAUUCGGCGAAUUGGCAACCAGCAUGUUGGCCUUUCAGUGAGACGAGGGCGUCAAGCUCCAAGGGAGAUCCACCUGGAGACGGAGAGUGCCGAGAGGUCAGUCAGUUCGAUCGGUUUGGUCCAUUGGAUCCCAAACCGAGAGACACAUCCGACAGCCAGCACUUCCCAAAAAGUGGG
Durusdinium trenchii is the source of this 1260-nucleotide messenger RNA. The record is from the annotation of a GenBank genome assembly. NCBI's taxonomy places the organism in Eukaryota, Dinophyceae, Suessiales, Symbiodiniaceae.